Molecule: messenger RNA, 2114 nt
Organism: Rhipicephalus sanguineus (brown dog tick)
Lineage: Eukaryota; Metazoa; Arthropoda; Arachnida; Ixodida; Ixodidae
Product: sphingosine kinase 1
Exons: 9
Coding region: 270-2078 (602 amino acids)
Biological process (GO): sphingosine biosynthetic process
Cellular component (GO): cytoplasm; intracellular membrane-bounded organelle; membrane
Source: RefSeq, a predicted model, not a curated record
UUGCGGUGGUUUUUCUUUCUGUGCGUUGUUGCUUCGCUUCUCGUGCCGAGUGUCAGCUGCGUGCAUGCAGCCGUGUUCGUUUCCUGCACGCGCGACGGAAAACAUUUCAGUCGCCCCGGCCGUCUACUACCGGCGCUGUGUUGUUGCCGCUAAGGAGCGUCGGCUGCUGCUCUCGGCCAUGUCGUCUGCCUGACCGGUGUCGUCUGCCAUUGAGCACCUCCGCAUAGGUGAAUAGGUGUUGCUUGCUGCCGGCAACAAAAACGAAAACGAUGCAGUGCGUGCUGAGGGACAAGUUCCGGCUUUACCCGAACGCCGAGGACGACUACGACGUGACGCUGUACGAGAGCUCACUCGUGUUCGAGCCGUGCGUCAAGGGCAAGGGGUUGGCGCAGUACCGAGCGCGCACCGAGGUGAAGCUAGAAGACGUGAUCGGCUGUCAUGUGAUGCGCGUAGCCGAAAACGCCACGGGUUUGAAGAGGAGCGUGUCGUACUUCUGUGUCUACGCCUACCACCUGAUUCCGAAGAAGAAGCAGAACCUGUGCCAGCGACGCCAGAAAAGGACGUACGUGUUUGCGGUGGACCAGAGUGACGAGUACGAGGCGAACCUAGCCGUGUCCCGAGUAUGGCAGUCGGCAUUCCUCUGGCUACUCCGAGGCGUCAAGCCCGAGCGAGGCGGCGAUGGCCGGGCGUUCAUUCCAGCAGAGCUUCCCGCGCAGCGACACUACCUGGUCAUCGUGAACCCCAAGAGCGGUCCCGGUCGAAGCCUUGAGAUCUUUCUGCACCGGGUGCGACCGAUCCUGGCCGAGGCCGACAUCUCCCACCUGCUUCUCGUCACCGAGCGGCGGAACCAUGCGCGGGACUUCAUCAAGAAUCUGCAUCUCAAUCAGUGGAGCGGCAUUCUCAUCAUCUCCGGCGACGGGCUGCUCUACGAGGUGUACAACGGCCUCAUGGAGCGACCGGACUGGGAGCUGGCCGUCAAGAUACCCAUCGGCAUGAUCCCCGGCGGCUCGGGCAACGGCUUGGCGCGUACCAUCAGCCACGCCGCCAAUGAGCCUUACGUGAGUGAUCCCAUCCUGGCCUCGACGCUGGGCAUCGCCAAGGGUCGGGUGGCCCCGCUGGACCUGAUGAAGGUUGAGACCCCGUCGGGACCCCUGUACUCCUUCCUGAACGUCGGCUGGGGCAUCAUGGCCGACAUCGACAUCGAGUCCGAGAAGCUGCGCGCCAUCGGAGAGAUACGCUUCACCCUGUGGGCAUUCUGGAGGGUCUUCAACCUGCGCACGUACAGCGGUCGGAUCUCGUACCUGCCGGCGAGCGAGAAGAUGGUGAAGGGCAGCAACGGCGUCAUCUCGCGGCUCAUCACAUCGUCGCGCAACGGGCCGACCACUCCGCCACCACGCAACCGGUCGUCGGGCGCCGACCUCGGCGAUCUCUGCGGACAGAACGGCAACACGAGGACCUUGAACAGGUCCAAGAGUGCUCCGGAGGGCCACCCCGCGGGCGAUCACGGCACGUCACGCAGCGGAGAGAACGAGGCCGCCUUGGAGAGGGCGACGGAACGCGCCGUGCCCGGCGGAGCCGAGGACCAGGCGUCUUCUCCGGUCACGGGCGAGGAACUGCCGCCCGAGCUGGAGUUGGUCGCCGAUUCGAGCGUCGGACGUGUGCCGGGGCCCGAACCACAGGAGCCCACGCUGUCGACACCCGAGUGGUUCCCAGCGCUGACGGACCCGGUGCCGGACGACUGGACGGUGGAGGAGGGACGCUUCAUCAUCUGCUACUCGAGCAUGGUCAGCCACCUGGGCACCAACCUGUUCAUCGCGCCCGAGUCUCGGCUGGACGACGGCAUCGCCUGGCUACUUAUCAUCCGCGGCGAGGUGUCCCGCUUCCAGGUGCUCAGCUACUUCAAGGCGCAGGAAGCCGGCCAUCACGUGGACUUACCCUUUGUGCGGCUCAUACCGGUGCGCGCGUUCCGCCUGGAGACUUUCUCGGACAGCACCAUCACCGUGGAUGGCGAGCAGGUCAAGACGAGGAUUCUGCAAGCUCGUGUGCUGCCUUCCUUGGGACGAAUUCUGACUUUCUAGGAUCCUACGAGACGACGUGAUAUUAGACUCUCAAUU